Molecule: messenger RNA, 1645 nt
Organism: Brassica rapa (field mustard)
Lineage: Eukaryota; Viridiplantae; Streptophyta; Magnoliopsida; Brassicales; Brassicaceae
Product: senescence/dehydration-associated protein At3g51250
Cellular component (GO): plasma membrane
Source: RefSeq, a predicted model, not a curated record
AAAACCCGCGGGAUAAUGGCUAUUUUCAUUAAAUAACUAUUUAUUUUGGAAAUUAAAACUCAUCUCCUUUUUCAAGUUUCAAAAUUUUUCUCGUUUCGAGUAAAAUUUCAUUUUCAAUCAACGACGCAGCGGAGAUGAAUCCUUCUCACGGUGCCGCCGACGGCAAGCAACGACCGGCGAUGUAUCCCGAAAUCGAUCAAUCUAUUCCAGAUAACCCCUUCGCUCAGACGAAUCCUUACGUCUCUUCCUCCCCCAAUCUCUACCCUCCCGUCGUCUCCUCGAGCCCUAACCACGGCGACUCAUCCAACAACCAGCCACCGUCUGCUCCGCCGCAGGCUGUGGAGGAGAUCCUCAUCCGAGUCCCCGGCGCCAUCCUCAACCUCAUCGACAAAUCCUACAGCGUGGAGCUCGCGUGCGGCGAUCUCACCAUCGUUCGAAUCGUCCAGGGAGAGAGCAUCGUCGCCGUUCUCGCCAACGUCGCUGACGAGAUCCAGUGGCCGUUGACGAAGCGCGAGGUUGCGACCAAGGUUGACGGAUCGCAUUACUUCUUCUCGAUCCACCCGCCGAAGGAAUCCGGAUCCGAUUCGGAUGACGAGAUCUUAAACUACGGGUUGACAAUUGCUUCGAAAGGGCAAGAGAACGUGUUACAUGGGCUUGAUCAGGUUCUUAGGGACUAUUGCUGUUUCGCGGAGCAGAGGAUGUCGGAGAAGGGAGAGGAGGUGCUUGGAAACUCAAUGGCUGCUGCGACUUCUCCCGAGGAGUUGAAGGGUGAGAGGAAGGACAUUGUGGAGGGUCAAUGCGCGGCGUAUUGGACCACGCUCGCGCCUAACAUUGAGGAUUACAGUAGCAAGACUGCUAAGAUGAUAGCUUCUGGGUCAGGCCAGCUGAUCAGAGGGAUACUUUGGUGUGGGGAUGUGACUGUGGAGAGGCUUAAGAGGGGAAACGAGGUUAUGAAGAAUAGGUUGAGUCGUGCUGAGAAGGAGAAAGAUGUUAGCCCUGAGACGUUGAGGAGAAUCAAGAGGGUUAAGAGAGUGACACAAAUGACGGAGAAAGUGGCGACUGGUGUUCUUUCUGGUGUUGUUAAAGUCUCUGGACUCAUCACUGGUUCGGUGGCAAACUCAAAAGCUGGAAAGAAGUUUUUUGGCCUCUUGCCUGGAGAGAUCAUUCUUGCAUCCCUCGAUGGGUUUAGCAAGAUAUGUGAUGCUGUUGAAGUGGCUGGAAAAAACGUCAUGUCGACUUCAUCAACCGUCACAACGGAACUCGUUGAUCACAAGUAUGGAACAAAAGCAGCCGAGGCUACUAACGAAGGGCUAGACGCAGCAGGACACGCUUUUGGAACGGCAUGGGUUGCUUUUAAGAUCCGAAAGGCACUUAACCCCAAAAGUGUCUUAAAGCCUUCAACAUUAGCCAAAUCUGCUGUCUCUGAUUUCAAGGCUAAGAAAGGCUCCAAGUAACAGCCUUCCCAGAAAGUAUGUCUAUGAAGUAUUCAUACUUUCAUUUAGUUUAUCUUUUUGGAAAAAUUGUAUGAUGAAUUAUAUUACCAAUGCAUUCUACAUUUUUCCUGUGUAUAUUGUGAUUCUAUGUAUAACUAUGUAUAAACAGUUUCUUCGUAUUUUUUCUUACUAUAUAUUAUGUUUAAUUCUAA